Messenger RNA from Aspergillus niger, 204 nucleotides. RefSeq lists its product as uncharacterized. NCBI's taxonomy places the organism in Eukaryota, Fungi, Ascomycota, Eurotiomycetes, Eurotiales, Aspergillaceae. The coding region runs from base 1 to 204 and encodes 67 amino acids. The record is from RefSeq and is a predicted model, not a curated record. The transcript has a single exon.
AUGUCUCCAUCCAGUCCUUGGAAGAUAGUCGAACACAGGGUUCCUUGUCAACAUGUUCGAGAGUAUCCCGCGGCGACCACAAUAACACAAGAGAGUGUUCUCUAUUUGGCUGUAAAACAGUACAUUCCCCUUACCAACAUCAAUCCCCGUCCAGGCGAUGCAACAAUUAUCGUCGCCCCUGGCGGCGGCUUUGGAAAGGUAUGA